AUGGCGACUAAGCUUUCCCUCUUCCGACCAAUCACACUCUUUCCCCCGCCGCAUUUCGCCGCCAAGCCCCGCUUCAUCGCAGCCCUCUCCUGCAGCGGCAAUUCCCCUCUCUCCUUCUCAUACGGCCCCUCCCUCCACAAAGGCCACUCCCCUCUCCCUCUCGACUCACCAAUUCCCCCCUCCCCCUCCCUCGACGAAGCCGCCUUCACCCGAGUCUUCGACAUCUCCGCCCUCCGCGUCCCUUCCGCCAUCUGCUCCACUCUCGAAAACCGCCUCCGCGGCCACCUCCUCAACUGGUCCCGAGUUAGGAACAUCGCCAGAGUCCCAGGCGACGAAAUUAGGUCAAUUUUGCCCCAAUCCGACGAAUUAGAAGAUGAAUCGCUGGUGGCGCUGAACCGCAUGUUGUACGGGAUGGCGGAGGGGGACGGAGAGUGA
This is a messenger RNA of Salvia splendens (bonfire salvia), 435 nucleotides long. RefSeq names its product tRNA (guanine(37)-N1)-methyltransferase 1-like. NCBI's taxonomy places the organism in Eukaryota, Viridiplantae, Streptophyta, Magnoliopsida, Lamiales, Lamiaceae. The record is from RefSeq and is a predicted model, not a curated record. Bases 1 to 435 code for a protein of 144 amino acids. The transcript has a single exon.